Microthlaspi erraticum is the source of this 972-nucleotide messenger RNA. The record is from the annotation of a GenBank genome assembly. Lineage: Eukaryota; Viridiplantae; Streptophyta; Magnoliopsida; Brassicales; Brassicaceae.
AUGAAGCUUUUUUACCUCUCUCUUUUCUUCUUCUUCAUCAUUUCUUUUCCACGCUCUGAAAGCUGCAGCUCAAUUGACAAAACUACCCUCCUGAAGAUCAAGAAAUCCCUAAACAACCCUCAAAUCCUCAAUUCUUGGGACCCCGAAACCGACUGCUGCACGGACUGGAUCGGCGUCGCGUGCACACACCGCCGCGUCACCGGACUCACCAUUUCCUCCGGAGACGUCGAUGGUCAGAUAGCGGAGGAGAUCGGAGACCUCAUUGACCUCGUUAUCCUAGAUUGGAGCAGUCUCUCUCGUCUCAGAGGAACCAUUCCACGCUCUAUCACCAAGCUCAAGAAUCUAGUUUACCUUCGGUUUAGAAUAACCGAACUCUCUGGUCCGAUCCCGGAAUACAUCAGCGAGCUUCAGAACGUAACCUUCUUGGACCUCUCAUUUAACCGGUUCAACGGUUCAAUACCCGGUUCGAUUUCCCAGAUGCCGAAUCUUAAGGCGAUACAGCUCAAUCAUAACAAAUUAACCGGUUCUGUACCGGAAUCUUUCGGUUCCUUUGUAGGAAAGGUUCCAGAUCUCUACUUGGGUAAUAAUCACCUCUCAGGUGAAAUACCAAAAUCGUUAUCCAAAUCCGACUUCAACAUUGUGAGUUUGUUAGGAAACAAUUUCAGUGGAGAUGCUUCCAUGUUCUUUGGACAUAACAAGACAACCGUGAGAUUAGACUUGUCUAGGAACAGCUUCCACUUCGAUCUCUCAAAGGUGAAACUCGCCGAGAGCUUGGUAUCACUGGACCUGAGCCAUAACCGUGUAUAUGGAGAACUUCCCUUGGGACUAACCAAGCUCCGUCUUGACCAUUUCAACAUAAGUUUCAACCGUCUCUGUGGUUCCAUCCCACAAGGCGGUCUGGUCCAGAAUUUUGAGGUCUAUGAAUUCUCUAAUAACCUCUGUCUAUGCGGUGCACCGCUUCAGCAUUGCUAG